ACCAUGAUAUCUUUCUCUCUCUAAUUCAAAUGUUUUAUUGACAUGUAAAGUGUUACCAUUCUGUACAUGGGCACAUUUAACAUCUAGAAAGAUGACAGAGAUAAAUGCAAAUGAUACUCACUGAGCCCCCUCGUCCCUCCAGGUGAUCAACAUCAUCAACGCAGCCCAGGAGUCUAGUCCAAUGCCCGUAGCAGAGGCCCUGGACCGGGUCCUGGAGAUCCUGAGGACCACAGAGCUCUACUCUCCUCAGCUGGGCACUAAGGAGGAAGACCCCCAUACUAACGACCUGGUGGGAGGACUGAUGACGGAUGGCUUGCGCAGAUUAUCAGGAAACGAAUACAUCUUUGCUGCGAAGCAGCCCCACCUCCCAAGUCACCUAGCCAUGCCCCUGUCGUUGAAUGACAUCCCUCCUCACGUUGCCCAGACAAUGGAGAAUGAAGACUCCUGGGACUUUGACAUCUUCAACCUGGAGACUGCCUGUCUGAAACGGCCUCUGACCUAUCUGGGCCUGAAGAUCUUCUCUCGGUUCGGGGUGUGUGAGUUCCUGAGCUGUCCCGAGGCCACUCUCCGCUCCUGGCUGCAGGGGAUCGAGGCUAACUACCACUCCACCAACUCCUACCACAACUCCUCACAUGCUGCCGAUGUCCUGCACGCCACCGCAUACUUCCUCUGCAAGGAGAGGGUCAAGCAAAGUCUGGAGCAGAUUGAUGAGGUGGCGGCUCUGAUAGCAGCCACAGUACACGACGUGGAUCACCCGGGACGCACCAACAGCUUCCUGUGUAACGCAGGAAGUGAGCUGGCCAUCUUGUACAACGACACGGCCGUGCUAGAGAGCCACCACGCUGCCCUUGCCUUCCAGAUCACCACACGGGACGACAAGUGUAACAUCUUCAAGAACAUGGAGAGGAAUGAGUACCGUACCCUGCGUCAGGCCAUCAUAGACAUGGUGCUCGCCACAGAGAUGACAAAACACUUUGAGCACGUCAACAAGUUCGUCAACAGCAUCAACAAGCCACUGGCCGCGCUGGAGGAGAACGGGGGAAUCGGCGACGAGGAGUCUGUCAAAGGCAUCCUAACGUCCCCGGACAACCGGAUCCUUGUCAAGCGUAUGCUGAUCAAAUGUGCCGACAUCUCCAAUCCGUGCCGACCGCUGGAGCUGUGUAUAGAAUGGGCCGGACGCAUCUCAGAGGAAUACUUUGCACAGACUGACGAGGAGAAGAGGCAGAGUCUACCGGUGGUCAUGCCUGUGUUUGACAGGAACACCUGCAGCAUUCCUAAGUCCCAGAUCUCCUUCAUAGACUACUUCAUCACAGACAUGUUUGACGCCUGGGAUGCGUUCGCAGACCUUCCCAACCUCAUGCAGCACCUGGACAACAACUUCAAGUAUUGGAAAGGCCUGGACGAGCGGAAGCUGCACAGCCUGCGUCCUCCCCCAGAGUAGGAGCACCCUGACUGGGGUCGACGCCAGGCCCUGGGCCCCUCCUUGGUUCCUGUCCGUCCAGGGCUACCAAGCCUUCACUCUUCUGCUUCUGUAACACGCCAUCAAGCGUCCACAUGUCCGUCCAACAGAGACAACACAUACUGACAGACGGACGGACGGACGUGCUGCAGCAACACCAGGCUCUUGCUUCAUACAUAAACCUCGCUAGCUGAGGAUGGAUGAUGGACAGACACACGGCGCCUCAGAGUCCUUAUAAACAACCAGUGCCUGGUGGGCUUGUCUGUAUGCUCCUACUGCUGCCAGUGAGGCUGUGUGAGGGACUGUUCUUCUCCCAGCCAACCUAGUGAUGGAUGUACCAUCCCCCUAGUACUCACACACACACACGGGUUCCCCCUGCCUCUCUCUCUGUCUCUCUGUCAGUCAGAGGCUGAGGAUGUUACUGUCUCUCUGCAGACUGACUGCUGGUUCACUGUUGGUAGAGCUACGGAGAAACAAACAAACAAACUGAACAUUGAGAUGUCAGGUGGUUUCAAGUCUCUGGCACCUCCAAUGAAAAACUGUUUGGAGGAUCAGCUGAUGGGACAGGUCACAAUACACAGUUUUUCCUUCCAAAUGGCACCCUAUUCCCUAUAUAGUGCACUACUUUUAGGAUAAAAGAGUCUAUGGGACUCUGGUCAUAAGAAGUGCACUUUAUAUAGAGAAUAGGGUUCCAUUUGGGAUGGCCCACAAUGUCAAAUCCACAUCAGACUGUACUACCCAGUGUAUGGUGGGCAUUCGACCGGAUAAAUCCCUAUAUCGCCCCCCAGUGGCCACCAGGUUGAACUACACUCCACCUCCACUGGCUGCCACCAUCACCCUUCACUUUGUCUUCUAUCUGUAUUUCCUUUGUUUCUUUGUCCUUCAGAAGCACCUCGUCCACUAGAGGACCUGUAGCGACGGGAUGGGACACGAGGCCGUCCUAAACACACUAAAAUUGUGUUCCAUAUAACACCCUAUUCCCUUUAUAGUGCACUACUUUUGACCAGAAUCCUAGUCAAGAGUAGUGCACUAUUGCCGUAUAGGUCCUGGUCAAAUGUAGUGCACUAUAAAGGGAAUAGGGUGCCAUUUUUGGACGCAUCCAGAGACAUACGGUUGUGUGGGGUGGGGGUGUGAUCACGGGUGUUCAGUGGGUGGAGCUAAUUAACUGUCCUCAGGCCCCUGGUGAAAGACACAAACAUUCAGACAUCUUGGUCAUAGCUAGGUCAUUAUUACAGACAAUUUGGUAUUUUUAUUUUGUUUUAAAUGUUCCAUAUUUUCUUUACAACAAAAAAAUAAUGUGUAACAUCAAUUAAUGAAUUAACGGAUGAAGAUGAUGAUGAAGAAAUUAGAACAAAAAUAAGAAAAGAUGAAAGAAAGAAAAGCCAAAGCUGAAUAACAUAAUAUUAUAUAACUCUCUGAGUCUUGUCGAUGAUGAGGAGGAGGAGGAUUAUUAUCCAUAAGAAAACAUUAACGUUAUAAACAUUUAUUUUUAUUUUAGUACAGUAUCAGUUUGAAUGGACAUCUUUGUAUUGCACUGUAAAACAACAGUUAAAUUGUGUAUAAUGUCUCAGUGAUUUAGUCCAUGGAUGGGAAUCGGGACAUUAACUUGUGGGAAUAAGCUGUUGUUGUUGUUGUCUCAUCACCUCUGCCAGUGUGUGUGUGUGUCACAUUUCAGUUGAAUACAUUCAGUUGGACAACUGACUAGGUAUCCCCCUUUCCAUCGGCGAUCUCACCUGUCUGUGGAUUUAACAAACGCUGUUGACCGACAAAAAGGAACUCACGUCAUCCCGCUACAGCAGAAAUCUGAGAACAAGAAAAACUAUGUUUUGGACUAGAAAUUUUUCUCACAGAAAUGUUUGUAUCAGGUUUAUCCUACUGAAACAGACUGCCUUAUUUUAUACAAUAUUUCUACAGUACAUCGUCCCAGCUACAGUACAUCGUCCCAGCUACAGUACAUCGUCCCAGCUACAGUACAUCGUCCCAGCUACAGUACAUCGUCCCAGCUACAGUACAUCGUCCUAGCUACAGUACAUUGUCCCAGCUACUGUACAUCUUCCCAGCUACAGUACAUCGUCCCAACUACAGUACAUCGUCCCAGCUACUGUACAUCAUCCCAGCUACAGUACAUCGUCCCAGCUACAGUACAUCGUCCUAGCUACAGUACAUCGUCCCAGCUACAGUACAUCGUCCCAGCUACAGUACAUCGUCCCAGCUACAGUACAUCGUCCCAGCUACAGUACAUCGUCCCAGCUACAGUACACCGUAGAACUACAGUUCAUCGUACAGCUACAGUACAUCGUCCCAGCAAUAGUACAUCGUAUAGCUACAGUACAUCGUAGCGCUACAGUACAUCGUCCCAGCUACAGUACAUCGUCCCAGCUACUGUACAUCGUCCCAGCUACAGUACAUCGUCCCAGCUACAGUACAUCGUCCCAGCUACAGUACAUCGUCCCAGCUACAGUACAUCGUCCCAUCUACAGUACAUCGUCCCAGCUACAGUACAUCGUCCCAGCUACAGUACAUCGUCCCAGCUACAGUACAUCGUCCCAGCUACAGUACAUCGUCCCAGCUACAGUACAUCGUCCCAGCUACAGUACAUCGUCCUAGCUACAGUACAUCGUAGAGCUACAGUUCAUCGUACAGCUACAGUACAUCGUCCCAGCUACAGUACAUCGUCCCAUCUACAGUACAUCGUCCCAGCUACAGUACAUCGUCCCAGCUACAGUACAUCGUCCCAGCUACAGUACAUCGUCCCAGCUACAGUACAUCGUCCCAGCUACAGUACAUCGUCCCAGCUACAGUACAUCGUCCCAGCUACUGUACAUCGUCCCAGCUACAGUACAUCCCACUGUGCAAUGGCUAAGGACAUAUGGAUGUUUUUUAAUAACAUAGUCAGAAAACAAAUAUAUGUUCAAGUAAAUGUCAAUAUUUUUAUAGACUAUGAAUUUUACACUGGAGUGACAGGAAUAACAGAACAACUUAUUAACUAUCUGGGUACCUGCUGUGAAAUGUUUUGUUGGGUUGGUAGAGAAACAUUUCAGUCCUGUAAACAGAGAAACUCUGUCUGUGUCCGAAAUUGCACUCUAUUCCCUAUAUGGUGCAUCUCUGGUUAAAGGUAGUGCACUAUAUAGGGAAUAGGGUGCCAGCCCUGGUCUAAAGUAGUGCACUAUAUAGGGAAUAGGGUGCCAGCCCUGGUCUAAAGUAGUGCACUACAUAGGGAAUAGGGUGCCAUUUGGUACGCACUCUAUAUGAUUAUAAUGAUCAAUUAAGGAUGUGGAUCACAGAAUUGUCUAUCACUGUCUUUUCCCCCUCUGUCUCCUAGAAACCAGCUUGCUUUGACUUGAUGUUGACCAACGUCGUCCUAUUAUUGGCCAUUUGUUCAAGAUCCUUGUAACACGCAGACAAGGAGUCACUUUACCCAGGGUGCUCUGCCCAAGGGUGCUUUCAGAUGAGGAUACUAAUAUAUGUUAAACAAUGUUGCUUAUUAAGAUGAUGUCCUAUUUAAACAUAAAUAUAUAAAUACCAUAACACAUAAGCCAACGUCGGUUGAUGAUGAUGUGUUUUAUUAUUAUUGACCGAUGAGUAACUUAAUAACUCUUUCAGGCUGAAUUAAACACUUAAUCAGGGAAUUGGUUUGUUCCUUAUGAUUCACUACUACUUCUGGUCUGAAGGCACCGAAGAAAAGAAAAAAAAAAGGAAACAAAUUAGAAA
Messenger RNA from Salvelinus namaycush (lake trout), 5170 nucleotides. RefSeq names its product high affinity cAMP-specific and IBMX-insensitive 3',5'-cyclic phosphodiesterase 8A-like. NCBI's taxonomy places the organism in Eukaryota, Metazoa, Chordata, Actinopteri, Salmoniformes, Salmonidae. The transcript has 9 exons. The record is from RefSeq and is a predicted model, not a curated record. Gene Ontology annotation, biological process: positive regulation of ERK1 and ERK2 cascade; cellular response to epidermal growth factor stimulus; signal transduction. Gene Ontology annotation, molecular function: 3',5'-cyclic-AMP phosphodiesterase activity. Bases 182 to 1441 code for a protein of 419 amino acids.